This is a messenger RNA of Scleropages formosus (Asian bonytongue), 3557 nucleotides long. It is a transcript of the gene gab2, whose product is annotated as GRB2-associated binding protein 2. NCBI's taxonomy places the organism in Eukaryota, Metazoa, Chordata, Actinopteri, Osteoglossiformes, Osteoglossidae. Gene Ontology annotation, molecular function: transmembrane receptor protein tyrosine kinase adaptor activity. The transcript has 10 exons. The coding region runs from base 717 to 2759 and encodes 680 amino acids. Gene Ontology annotation, cellular component: cytoplasm. Gene Ontology annotation, biological process: signal transduction. The record is from RefSeq and is a predicted model, not a curated record.
AUUUUUUUUUAAAAAUGUGAAUUCUAAUUCGCCCUCUUUUUCCUUAAUUUAUUGUGUACAUACACAUUUACACGUUGAUAAUCCAAUCUUUAGUUUAAUACACUCCGAAUCAAUCGAUGCAGUAAGAAUAUAUUAUACCGCGCUGUAAAAAAUGGGGUGUAUUACUGGAAAGUUGGACAUGUAAACCAGCGUAGCGCACCCGGGACUAAAGAGCCAGCUAACAUGGUAAACAUUUUCAAACGACAACGUGAACGUUACGUUUCGGUAACAUAGUAAAGAGCGUGUGAGUGUGACCGGGAGCGCGGUAAAAAGGCGAUGAUGAGACGAAGUGGAGGUGCCGUGUCGUGUGUGUCACGGGCUCGGACACAGCGCGUGUGUGAGUGAGUCCAUCCCUCAGCGCCGUGGGCGUGGUGUGGAACGGGACACAAACAGCCGCACCGCCGGGGACCGCGCACUUCCUCCUCCUCCUCCUCCUCCUCCUCCAGCAGCCCGCAGCGCGCGGGGCUCCUCUCUCUGCUCCGCGUGCCCGUGGAUGCCGCGAGGGGAGCGACCACCCACACGGGACGAACCCGGCCGACGCAGCGCUCGCGUGUCGGUAGAUGGGGGACGGGCGCGCGGCCGACGCCGGGAACAGAACAGAAGCGCGUUCACGGUGCGGGCUGGACGCCGCGCCGACGGUUGAUGCUCCGGCUGGAAGCGUCUGAGAGCCCAGAGCCAUGAGCGGAGGGGAGAUCAUCUGCCAGGGGUGGCUGAGGAAGUCCCCGCCGGAGAAGAAGCUGCGCAGAUAUGCCUGGAAGAAGCGCUGGUUCGUCCUGCGCAGCGGGAGGAUGAGCGGCGACCUGGACGCCCUGGAGUACUACAAGAAUGAGCGCUCCAAAAAGCCAAUUCGUGUCAUUGACCUGCACUGCUGCGAGCAGGUGGACGCUGGCCUCACUUUCAAGAGGAAGGAGUUCCAGGACAGCUUCGUGUUCGAUAUCAGGACCGCUGACCGCACGUUCUACUUGGUGGCCGAAACCGAGGAGGAGAUGAACAAGUGGGUGCGGGGCAUAUGUCAGCUGUGUGGCUUCAACCAGUCAGAGGAAAACCACGAUACAGGGCGCACGGCAGCACCAACAGCCCAUGCACCCCGCUCCUUGGCCACUGACCUGAGCGGAUCCCUGAGGUCUUCCUGCGCCACCCACUCGAGCCAGCCAGUCCUGUUCACAUUCGACGUCCCCGUGCUGCACUCCCAAGGCCCCCUGUCCAACAGCGUUCCACAAGACUACCUCUUCCUCCACCAGUGCAUGAGCAGAAAGACAGAGAGCACCAGGAGUGCUAGCUUCUCCCAAGUUUCACGGAGCAGCCUCGUGAUGGGUGGAGACUCGGUGGGGCAGAGGGCCUCCCGUGGAUUCUCCCACUGCCUCAGCGGCAUGGGUGCCCAGCUGCAUGGUUUCUGCAGCCUGCCCAAGCCAAACAGACCACUGGGCCAGCUGUCACCUGCCCAGGCCGAUGCCACACGGGACACCUGCUAUGACCUCCCCAAGGAGCGUAGCGUGGAGACGCAUGGCCGCAACUGGGAGGCUGAGGAGCUGUACUCCUUCAAAAUGCCCAAUAACGUCCUUGCGGGGUCACAUCGUGAUGUCGAUGGCGGUGGGGGAAGUGACCGCCCGCCUGACAACCGUGACCCUUCCACAGCACCUGGAUCCUUCUACCAGAUCCCCCGUGCCUUCGACAAGAACCACAACGCCCUGGCACUGGGAGGACCCGAGUCUCCUGGAACGCCCCCUCCUCGGCCCCCGAAACCCAGCCAUGGUGCAGGGCAGCGUUGGGGGAGCCCGAAAUCGCUUGGUGCGCACAACGGGGAGCCAGUUCCCGUGUCUGUCGCCCCUCGGAGAAACACCCUGCCUGCAGUAGAGAACAUCAGACUCCACCGAGGAUCCUCAUUCGAGAAUAAUGACCCCCAACGACAGUUCUACUUGAAUAAUUCUGGGCAGUCAGUGGACUUUGUGAAUGAAGGCUUCAACUCGUACAUGAGAAAGAAGACCCCUCUAACCCGCUCUGAGAGCAGCGACUCUGAAGACAACUAUGUGCCCAUGAACCCUGGCUCCACCUCGCCGCCUUCCAACUCUGCCCUAGCGGACAGUCCGCAGAACGUCUACAUCCCCAUGAGCCCCGGGCCACAGCACUUCAACUUCCCCGGCUUCUCUGCAACGCUGCCAACCCGGAAAGCCAGCUCGACCUCCCCUUGUCAACGGCCUGGGCGCUUGAGCGACGUCAUCCCUCCCCCCAUCAACCGCAACCUCAAACCUGACCGGAAAGCAAACCCAGUGCCCCUGGAUCUGAGAAACAAUGGCAUCAUCGACGAGCUGCCAUUUAAGAGUCCCGUCACUAUGUCAUGGACCAGGCCUGUGCCCAUCAUGAACUCGGUCUCCCUCCAGCACUGCCGGCCCGCCUCCACGCAGAGCAUCACCAGCACAGACUCCGCAGACAGUGAGGAAAACUAUGUGGCGAUGCAAAACCCAGCAUCUACCUCACCAGCUGUGAGUGGCACCAGCAGCCCGGCCCCCAGGAAGAGUGGCAAUGUGGACUACCUGGCCCUGGAUUUCCAGCCCAGUUCCCCUAGCCCCCAUAGGAAGCCUUCUACAUCUUCUGUGACAUCGGACGAGAAGGUGGAUUAUGUCCAGGUGGACAAAGAGAAGACCCAGGCCCUCCAGAACACCAUGCAGGAGUGGACGGAUGUCCGACAGUCUGCUGAGUCCGUGAAGGGCAUCAAGUCCUGACAGAGGGCCCGAAUCUUACUGGCCACUUGGGGCAAAAUUCAAGACCGUGACACAGUGCUCCCGCCUCAUGUGCAUGUUCCUCAUGCUGCCAGAGUGACUUCAUACUGUUACUGUGGAGAUGGACACACGAGAGGGACUUAACCAAUGUGACUCUUAAGCCAUAGCAAAAUGCUGAGUUUAAAGCCAUAGCAAGUGCUACUUCCUAACAGCCAUUGACAGCAUCCGUUUGCUUUGCGCAAAGUCACACAGUACAAGAUGGCCCAACUCAUUAACAGGUACAUAUUGCUUUCUGGGUAUGGCACGGAUGGAGAGAGAAAAAGAAACUCAGUGAUCACAUGACUGUGCUACUGAAUUUCAUCAGCCUUAUACAAAUGGUUAGGCAUGCAAUGCAAACAAAAGGUUGCCAAGGUAACAGCCAGCCUGUAAUUAAGAGAUGUAAUUAAAAAGAAGUGCAAGCUCUACAGAUGCUCUACAGUACAAACAGUUCUCUUCUUUGAUAGUCAUGCAUUGUGUACUGCUUUAUUUAGGAGGUCAGCAGAUUACGGCCACUAUUCACUAAGGAGGGUCUUUUUCCUUUCUAACACUGCCUAAAUGACAGGCAUCAAGAGGCAAAACCUUUGAGUCGUAUUGAACUCAUUGACUUUGGAGGAGGAAGUCUGGAUACAAAGGAAAUAUUUACACGCUAUAGUCUGGGAACUGGAUGUGCUGCAUAUAUUCCAUGGAACACUUUUCACUGAGAAGUGAAGUCAGUGCAGCUGUAUAAGUGUGGUUAUACAUUCCUAGAACAGAAAAAAAAAA